Theileria equi strain WA is the source of this 2509-nucleotide messenger RNA. RefSeq lists its product as hypothetical. The coding region runs from base 1 to 2475 and encodes 824 amino acids. The transcript has 6 exons. NCBI's taxonomy places the organism in Eukaryota, Apicomplexa, Aconoidasida, Piroplasmida, Theileriidae. The record is from RefSeq and is a predicted model, not a curated record.
AUGGAUGAUUUGAUCUGCGUUUUGAGCUCCAUGGUCUCAGACCGUGUUAGACACUAUGAGCUCGUAAAAAUCACGAUCCACACAUCCAAACGCAAACUUUACAUCCUCGUUGCUGACAGAGGAAUAUACCUUGUAACGUACAGUCUGAGUGGUAUUUUGGAGGAUGGUAAGAUUCCAUACAGUAAUGUGAAAAACGUCGCCCUUGAUGAGAGCAAAACAAAAGUCGUUAUUGAGCUUAAUGAGAGCAUAAUAAAACAUGAGGAGGGUAAUCUCGGAAUUUAUUCCAUGGAAAUCGAGACUCCGAAUCACGUUUUACUAUAUGACAAAAUUAAGAUUGCUGUCGAUACCAAUAUCAUGAUCCAAAAGUUUGAGGAAUCACCUGAAGAGGAACCAAUAACAAUUGUGGAUGAGCACACUAUCCUUCCAUUCAACGGUUAUAAAAAGAUGACGUUCGGAGGUUAUUUCUUUUUUGUUAGGGAUACAUUCAGAGAUACGACAUUAAAAACUCUAUAUAAUACACGGAUAGAAGAUGAUAGAGGAGUCACGAUAUCUAUUCAUGUCAGAGAUCCCAAUCCGAUACAUCAUUUGGAAAUGGAAGAUCCAUGUGACUUGUACAUGUACUCAAGGGGUUUUUUAAACGAAGUGAUUUUGAUUCUAAGUAAAGACAAAAAAAACACUCAUGUACCUGAAUGCAAUAUACUGAGGGAUGAAAUUUAUUACAAGAAAAUGAAGCUGAAUAAUGAUAUUGCAACUUGGUCAUGCUAUCACAUACUUGUGCAAAUGGAAAAGAAAGUUGUUGCGUUCUUUAUCCUCAGGAGAUUAUACAUCCCUCCACUUUUGGAUAUGUGCCAAGAUAUUUCUAUAAGGUUUGAUCUAACUCUUGAAGAAAACAGUAAAACCAGUGUAACUGAAUGGUGGAAUGAGUUUUGUCUUACAGUAAAUUCGUUCACGGCUAAUUCACAAAAAUUUAUAUGGAAUAAGGAUCUAAUACAAAUGAGAGUGGAUAACCUACGAUUUAGGAGUCCUAUGUAUUCCUUUCUAAAAAACAACUAUGGAAUAAUGCCAUCCUAUUAUAAACUCAUAAGGGGAUUCAUAGCAUCAACAUUAAAGCUGUUGCCACCCAACGUAGUAGAUCAAUCUACAAUAGUAAAACUUGAGGACCCCUUAUCAUUUUCUACGGAUGAACCCAUGGAAUACAUUUACAAAAUAGUAUCACAACUUUUUGGUGUUGGAAGCAGUAAAGUAACACAUUCACGUAAAACUUUAAUUAAUAAUUUCACAAUGCGGUUAGCGGACUAUAUUUCAUUUUGUAUUGAUGAGCUGAUCCUUGGAAAGGAAAUAUCCCUCUCACUUUUAAUAAGGGACGUAAGGUCUAUGGAUCAAAAUUCUAGGAAAAAGUUACACAGUAUUCUUGUAUUUUUAAUGCAUUUUCGCUCUCUUGAUUUCACAGUGGAUUACUCUCCAAAAAUAUUUGAAAAUAUUAUAGAUACAUAUAAAAGAAAUGGGAAUUUUGAUUGGAAACGAGUAACCUUUAAUCAUUUUUCUGUUUCAAGAUUUUUGGAAGAUGGUUAUAUAAGUGUUUUAUUUGAUGAUAUGGAUCCUAGAAAGUUUACCUGGGAUCCUUAUAUACUUUUAAUGUCUUCAUUGCUCGAAACGUUUAACAGUUAUACAAUACACAAGAGGAUAUUUAGAAAAAUGUUGGAGUUACCCAUGCCGAUCCCAACCACAUUCUUACCAUUGGUACCAUCAUUUGUCCAUAUUCUGCAGAAUAACUUGCACAAUUCAAAAACAACGCCCUUGUUACUGUCUUUGCUGAUAAACUUUAGUUAUCACAGUGAUGAGUUGAAGGAAUCUAUGAUGGCCUCAAAUAUCGCACCUACAGUAAUACAUUAUCUUUUAGAUGAGGGGGAUUCAGUACCCCUUACUCUAAAGUUAAUGACGAACUUGACAAAGAAAAAGGCUCAUCAGGACUCUUUUACUCAGGCUGGUGCCAUCAGUAAUAUAGUACUUGCCCUAAAGGCAUAUUACAAAGUUAACCGAGACAUUGUGGCUUAUGCUGCUGGAGUAAUAGGGCAGUUGAGUAAUUCAUCUAAAUUCUCAGACAAGCUAGACUAUAUCGCAGAUGUGAUGAUUUACACAUUUCACACCGGAGCUGGAUCGAGGGAAAACUUCGAAAAGAUUUUGUUUUGCUUGAGAAAGAUUGUAGUAAAUAGGUCUAUACUCAUUAAAGUCGGAAGGCAUUGCAUUCGUACCCUAAUUUUCAAUUUGAAACUUGAAAAAGAAAAUGACUAUUUGAUGAGUAUUUUUGAGCUUAUGCUAGAGCUUGCAAAUGUAGUACAAAACUGUAAAUUGAUGCGACACUAUGGGAUCUUGGAUGCCUUGAAUAAUUUGGAUGUAAAGGUUGAUAGCGUAGUACAGGUUGCAAUAAAACUAUCUACCAAGAUCAAAAAGAAGACCUUACACUGUAAUUUUUAAAUACUUGACAUUGUCAUACUUUAUUGCGAUUAUU